Zalophus californianus (California sea lion) is the source of this 5077-nucleotide messenger RNA. RefSeq names its product inositol polyphosphate-5-phosphatase D (gene INPP5D). The record is from RefSeq and is a predicted model, not a curated record. The transcript has 27 exons. The coding region runs from base 236 to 3808 and encodes 1190 amino acids. Gene Ontology annotation, biological process: phosphatidylinositol dephosphorylation. NCBI's taxonomy places the organism in Eukaryota, Metazoa, Chordata, Mammalia, Carnivora, Otariidae. Gene Ontology annotation, molecular function: phosphatase activity.
GCCGCCCGGCGGGUCUCCGCAAUGAGGAAGUUCUCGGGCUGCUGCUGGCUUCCUUUCCCUCGCUGAGCUCCUGAAACAGGAAGUCGGCCAGGGAGCUGGUGGCAGCGGCGGGGCCACCGAGCGGGGCCAGACGGACGGCGGCGCCGGCUCGCAGUGCAGGGGCCUCAGCUCCCCUCGGUGGCGCGUCGGUCCUGGGGUGGCCGCCGGCCCGGCCCCGGGAAGGCCCGUGGCCGCCAUGGUCCCCUGCUGGAACCAUGGCAACAUCACCCGCGCCAAGGCCGAGGAGCUGCUGUCCAGGACGGGCAAGGACGGGAGCUUCCUCGUGCGCGCCAGCGAGUCCAUCUCCCGGGCCUACGCGCUGUGUGUGCUGUACCGGAAUUGUGUUUACACGUACAGGAUCCUGCCCAAUGAAGAUGAUAAAUUCACUGUCCAGGCAUCCGAAGGUGUCCCCAUGAAGUUCUUCACCAAGCUGGACCAGCUCAUCGAGUUCUACAAGAAAGAAAACAUGGGUCUGGUGACCCACCUGCAGUAUCCUGUGCCCCUGGAGGAGGAGGAUGCAGGUGAUGAGCCAGAGGAGGAGACAGAAGGUGUCCUGUCCCCACCGGAGCUGCCACCGAGGAACAUCCCUGUAUCUGCCGGGCCAUGUGAGGCCAAGGAGGUCCCUCUGUCGAGCGAGAAUCCGAGAGCCCCCGAGGUCAGCAGGCCAAGCCUUUCGGAAACACUGUUUCAGCGGCUGCAGACCAUGGACACUAGUGGGCUUCCAGAAGAGCAUCUUAAAGCCAUCCAAGAUUAUUUAAGCACUCAGCUCGCCCUGGAUUCUGACUUCGUGAAGACAGGCUCCAGCAGCCUCCCUCAUCUGAAGAAACUGACCAUGCUUCUCUGCAAGGAGCUCUAUGGCGAAGUCCUCCGGACCCUCCCCUCCCUGGAGUCUCUGCAAAGGUUGUUUGACCAGCAGCUCUCUCCUGGCCUCCGUCCACGGCCUCAGGUGCCUGGUGAGGCCAAUCCAAUCAACAUGGUGGCCAAGCUCAGCCAACUGACAAGUCUACUGUCCUCCAUUGAAGACAAGGUCAAGGCCUUGCUGCAUGAAGGCGCCGAGUCUCCCCACCGGCGCUCCCUCAUCCCUCCGGUCACCUUUGAGGUGAAGUCAGAGUCUCUGGGGAUUCCUCAGAAACUGCAGCUCAAAGUCGACGUUGAGUCUGGGAAACUGAUAAUUAAGAAGUCCAAGGACGGUUCUGAGGACAAGUUCUACACCCACAAUAAAAUCCUACAGCUCAUCAAGUCUCAGAAGUUUCUGAACAAGUUGGUGAUUUUGGUGGAAACCGAGAAGGAGAAGACCCUGCGGAAGGAAUAUGUUUUUGCUGACUCCAAAAAGAGAGAAGGCUUCUGCCAGCUUCUUCAGCAGAUGAAGAAUAAGCACUCGGAGCAGCCUGAACCAGACAUGAUCACCAUCUUCAUCGGCACCUGGAACAUGGGUAACGCCCCCCCUCCCAAGAAGAUCACGUCCUGGUUUCUCUCCAAGGGGCAGGGAAAGACACGGGAUGACUCUGCUGAUUACAUCCCCCAUGACAUCUACGUGAUCGGCACCCAGGAGGACCCCCUGGGAGAGAAGGAGUGGCUGGAGAUACUCAGACACUCCCUGCAAGAAAUCACCAGCAUGACUUUUAAAACAAUUGCCAUCCACACCCUCUGGAACAUCCGAAUUGUGGUGCUGGCCAAGCCGGAGCAUGAGAACCGCAUCAGUCACAUCUGCACUGACAAUGUGAAGACAGGCAUUGCCAACACUCUGGGGAACAAGGGAGCUGUGGGGGUGUCGUUUAUGUUCAACGGAACGUCUUUGGGAUUUGUUAACAGCCACUUGACCUCCGGAAGCGAAAAGAAACUCAGGCGAAACCAGAACUACAUGAGCAUUCUCCGGUUUCUGGCUCUGGGGGACAAGAAGCUAAGCCCUUUCAACAUCACUCACCGCUUCACCCACCUCUUCUGGCUCGGGGAUCUGAACUACCGCGUGGAGCUGCCCCCCUGGGAGGCAGAAGCCAUUGUCCAGAAGAUCAAGCAGCAGCAGUAUGCAGACCUCCUAUCCCACGACCAGCUGCUCAUGGAGAGGAAGGAGCAGAAGGUCUUCCUGCAUUUUGAGGAGGAAGAAAUCACGUUUGCGCCCACCUACCGUUUUGAAAGACUGACUCGGGACAAGUAUGCCUACACUAAGCAGAAAGCCACAGGGAUGAAGUACAACCUGCCUUCCUGGUGUGACCGAGUCCUCUGGAAGUCAUACCCGCUGGUGCAUGUGGUGUGUCAGUCUUACGGGAGCACCAGUGACAUCAUGACCAGUGACCACAGCCCGGUUUUCGCCACGUUUCAGGCAGGAGUCACCUCCCAGUUCGUCUCCAAGAACGGCCCCGGGACUGUCGACAGCCAAGGGCAGAUUGAGUUUCUCAGGUGCUUUGCCACGCUGAAGACCAAGUCCCAGACCAAAUUCUACCUGGAGUUCCACUCGAGCUGCUUAGAGAGUUUUGUCAAGAGUCAGGAAGGAGAAAAUGAAGAAGGAAGUGAAGGGGAGUUGGUGGUGAAGUUUGGCGAGACCCUUCCAAAGUUGAAGCCCAUCAUCUCUGACCCCGAGUAUCUGCUAGACCAGCACAUCCUGAUUAGCAUUAAAUCUUCCGACAGCGACGAAUCCUAUGGCGAGGGCUGCAUUGCUCUACGGUUAGAGGCCACGGAAACUCAGCUCCCCAUCUACACACCUCUCACCCACCACGGAGAAAUGACGGGCCACUUCCGGGGGGAGAUUAAGCUGCAGACUUCCCAAGGCAAGAUGAGGGAGAAGCUCUACGACUUUGUGAAGACUGAGCGAGAUGAGUCCAGUGGGCCCAAGUCCCUGAAGAGCCUCACCAGCCACGACCCCAUGAAGCAGUGGGAACCUGCCAACAGGGUCCCUCCAUGUGGUAGCUCCAGCAUCACGGAAAUCAUCAACCCCAACUACAUGGGGGUGGUGCCCUUUGGGCACAUGAUGCAGUCCCUGUCCCCAGACCAGCAGCCCACAGCCUGGAGCUAUGACCAGCCGCUCAAGGACUCCUCCCUGGGGCCUGGAAGGGGAGAGAGUCCCCCAACACCGCCCUCCCAGCCACCCGUAUCCCCGAAGAAGUUUUCAUCCUCGAUAGCAACGCGGGGCCCCUGCCCCAGGACGCAGGAGUCAAGGCCCUGCGACUUGGGCAAGAACUCCGCAGAGCCUUCCCCUCAAGAGGACGUGCAGCUGACCAAGCCCGAGAUGUUUGAGAACCCGCUUUAUGGGUCCGUGAGUUCUUUCCCUAAGCUGCUUCCCAGGAAAGAGCAGGAAUCGCCCAAGAUGCUGAGGAAGGAGCCCCUGCCCGGCCCGGACCCAGGAAUCUUGUCGCCCAGCAUCCUGCUCCCCAAAGCUCAGGAGGCCGAGGGCACCAAGGGGACAGGCAAGCCGGCGCCCACGCCCUUCCUCAGCCCCACGCCCCGGCUCCGCUCCUUCACCUGCUCGUCCUCCGCCGAGGGCCGGCCGGCGGGCGGCGACAAGAGCCAGGCGAAGGCCAAGGCCGCCGCCAGCCUCCAAGCCCAGGUGCCCGCCAAGAGGCCCGUCAAGCCCUCCAGGUCGGAACUGAGCCAGCAGGCCCCGCCCCCGCCCCCGCCCCCUGCGGCGCAGCGGCCACCCCUCCCGGUCAAGAGCCCCGCCGUCCUGCACCUGCAGCACUCCAAGAGCCGGGACUACCGCGAGAACGCAGAGCUGCCCCACCACGGCAAGCACCGGCCGGAGGACGCGCCGCUCGGCCGGGCGGCCAUGCAGUAAGGCCCCCGGUGAGCUGCCAGCAAGACAGGAGCCCAGAGGAGCAGCGUGAAGCCACUCGGACCUUCUCCCAGGACCCCCUGCUGGUUCCUCCUACCUAGCUUCCUGUGCAGGGCUUCCUAUUUUUCAGGAGAGCGCCUAGCUUCUGUGUGGUCAGCAGAGUGCCCUGACUGCAAAACUUGGCACCAAGUGCCAAGGGUGGAAGAGAAAGUGUACCUGGGCCCCCAGCUUGAUCUUGGUACUUGGGACCCAUGAGCCUCGUUCCGGUCAUCAUUUUGAAGAAAGGAGCUAAAGUGCUGAUUUGCAGGUGGAGAUAGAAAAUAAUAAUAAUAAUAUUAAUAAUAAUAAUUGCUACAUGUAUGGAGCACUCACCACGUGCCAGGUACUGUGCUAAGUGCUUUACAAACAUGAGUUAAGUCUUCUUCAGCUGACCAAAACCACAUUUCCAGACGCCCAGUUCGGAACAUGUGUGUCCUGAGCGGUUUGGACAAAGCAUUAAAAAUUAAGGCCAGUGCCUUCCUGGAGUGAGACAGGGCUUGGGCUUUAGGGAGCUGAAGAGUGAGUGGUUCACUUAGGGUACAACAAACCUGGCUUUGUCUAGCUUCAGUGAUACCAGCUGCUUCAGCUAAAGCCCCAGGUUGCAGCAGAGCUGGCCCAGAGAAGGGAUCGCUCUCUGUCUUCUCAGUUCUUUAGUCAGAAGGAGAAGGAAAAUCAGCUCCUUCUCCCGGGGAGAGAUCCAACUUCAACUCAUGCUAGAGGUGCCCGGGCUCCCCUCGAGGUGGGCAGCCAUCACCAGGCCGCGGUUGGAGCCGAACCCCCCCGACACUUAUCUCAUUGUGCUCAUAGAAAAGUCUCUGCUGUCACUCCUGAAAGCCAAGCUCCCCUGCCUGGCUGCCAGGGAGGUGAGCCUCUCAAUUCCGGCUCUCAGAACAGUGCAGGCAUUUUUCUCCAAACUCUGUGGCUUUUGGCCCUGCUUCCUUGGUUACUAGGAGAGUAGAUUGGCGAUGUCUUUUCUUGUGUUGCUUUUUGACGUACAGAAUUAGCAUAGAAAACCAAAUCCAGAAGUGUGAGUGCAGGAGAAUGGGUACGCACCCCACGUCCCCGUGUGUGUCUGUCUGCGUGACCAAUAAAUUGUGCCUUUCUCACUCAGCUCCCAGCUGUGUGGCAGUUUUUUCCUGACAUUCAGCCACAGACGAUGCUUCUAGGCUGCAUCGUUUGGGGCUGCAAAGCUGCAGGAGGAGAGGAGAGGUUGUUGAGGUUCGUGGUGGUGGC